Messenger RNA from Xyrichtys novacula (pearly razorfish), 37573 nucleotides. Lineage: Eukaryota; Metazoa; Chordata; Actinopteri; Labriformes; Labridae. The record is from the annotation of a GenBank genome assembly.
AGUUUCGGUAACUCUAUCGGUCGGUUGUCGGUGCCAGUCUGCCCCGUUUCUCUCAGUUCAUGUCGGUGGAACAACGGCAGACAGUCCACGGCAGUCAGACAUUUAUGGAGGAACCGUGAAGUUUAACCGGAGAGGACCGGAGGAGAAGGAGGAGGACUUUUACCGCGGUAAGAAACAACUACCGAGAACAUUACUCAACUCUCUCAUUAGCGGUAAACUUUCGGAUCUUUGAUGCUCAGACGGAGAAAACUUUCCGAUAGCAGCGUUUCAGCUGUAGUGUCGUUAUGAUUUACCGAAGAAACGGAGUUAUUCGUUUUUAGUUUGGGACGUUACUGUGUUGUGGUCGUUUGCCCGCGAGCCUUUUGUUCGUGCGGCUCCGUUCCCAUGGUGAAGCUUCCUCAGCUCGCGAGACUCACCGGCAGGGGCGCGUCCACACUUACUGACCAGAAGAGGCCCUCCAGGGGCCCUGACAAAGACAGGGGGACCUGAAGUGUGUGCACACAUUAAAAUCUCCUCAGUUUGGUAACCUUAGGACACAGAGGCAAGAAUGGUGCACAUGGUUGAUGCAGCUGGAAAGCAGGCAGGUCCACACUAGUAUAACAUCUGCAGCAGUGAUCCAGAGAAACAGACUGGAUGAUGGAGCUCAGGGACUCCCACAAAAGAGGGAGAAUGCUGUGUGUUAGUGACUCAAAUGGGAUAUGAUGAACUGAAGUAAAUGAUACAGACAGAAAGAGGACAGAGAAGGAGGGGAAGGUGCUCACUGUGCCAGUAUCUUUGACAGUCUUAAAUCUAGAGCAGCAUUACUAAGGCCUUGUCCACACAUAGCUGGGUAUUUGCUAAAACAAAUACAUUUCUAUGGCCCGCCAUCCACACAAAGCUGCAGAUUCAUUAAAAACGGUGCUUUUGGAAAACUCCAGCCAAAGUUAAGAUUAUGGAAAACUCCGGUUUUGCAUUUGCAUGUGAACAUGGAUAACCAGAGUUUUAAGUUCCCAAACAUCAUUGUCAGUGAUAAUGAAAAGAUAAAUGUCAUAUACUAUGCGCUCUUGUUUGUGUCAGGUAGUGGACGGCACAGAUAUAAACAGAAUAUUUUUUGUGAGGAGCAAAGGAGAAGGAGUGCUUUGCAGUCAGUUAUUCUACACCAAAUAAACCUCCCUCCACCUUUCUUGUGUCUCGUUGACCUUAUACUCCCAAACUAUGCUUAAAAGCAAUUCCACCUCUUUGCUGGUUCACACCAACAAACUACACAGUGCUAUAUUUCAUGGUGUGGGAAGUGACGAUGAGAAAGGGAAGCUUGCUCUGAAAACUUUUUGGCAAAUACUACCAACUCAAAGUCUUGAAUGCUUAUAACCGCGGUCAAUAGCACAUUUAUGCGGUUUUGUGUGGAUGGGACUUUAUUUGAAAACAAUGAUGUGAGUAUGUGACUUUUUUUUUUAAAGGGAGGGGGUUGGAUAUUCAAUAAAUAGACAAAGAAGCUCUGAAGCAGCAUGAUGAUGGUGAUGAUAAUGUUGUUGCGGGGAUGAUGAUCAGGGUAAUAAUAAUGAUAAUGAUGAGGAUUUUCAUGAUUGUAUUAAUGAUAAUGAGAAAUAUUAAGAAUAUACAAUAGAUGGUCGUGACGAUGGUGACGAUGGAUCAAUGAUGAUGAUGGUUAUGUGUAUGAUGAUGAGUAUCAUGAUCAUGAUGAAGAUAAUGGUUUAACACUUCACAUAUGACUAACCUCAGAAAGCCAGUCAAACAAAAACAUCGAGGGGUCAUCAGGUUUAACUAAGAGAUGGAAACACGUUUGAAAAAAAUGUGUUUGAUCACAUGACCGCUGAGUCCUCCAUCUUCAUCUCUGACUGUCCACAGACCACUGUAUCCACUCCCUCACAUCAUUCCUCUGUCUUUAAUGAUACCAGGAAAUAUUUGGGAAAUCUCAGACAUGGCUCCUGAGGUUUAGGCUGAGCGAGAAGAAGAAACAGAAUCAGAGGUCUCUAAGACUGUCACAUAAUAAGUCUAGAGAUUUUGUGAACGUAUCAAUAACCAAGUCUUAAGUUGUUAUUUCCCAAUGCCUUUAUUUUGCCAUUUUUACUUCCUUGUUAGUGUUACUGCAUUUCCUGUUUAGGUAACAGAUAAGCGUUCAUUUUAAAAGGUUGUUAAAGAUACUUCCUGUGGAUGGGGAAGUUUAAACAGUUAAAAUGUUGAUUAUAUUUGUGCUUCCUGUACAGUUUUUAAUUCUGACCCUGUCUGUUGUUUUUCUCUAUCAACUAUACAACAGGUGACACCCCUGAUCACGCUCCUGUCUGCACAGGUGUACUUUAGCAUUGGAGCGUGAUGCUUGGAGAUGGAGGAAGCGGAGCACAGCCGCUACGUCACCCAGCUGAAGGCUGAGUUUGACAGCUGUGACACAACAGCCACGGGCUUUCUGGACCGAGAUGAGCUGACAGUGCUCUGCAGGAAGCUGCAACUGGACGCUCACCUGCCUCUGCUGCUGGACACCCUGCUGGGGGCACGCACCUAUGGCAGGGUAACAGCUAACAUAUGGUUUAAUCAUAACUACAGCACUUUUAGUUUGAGUGUAGUUAUUGUUGAAAAGAAGCACAGGGUGGUGUUUUAGUCCUCAGGUUUCUUCCUGCAGGCUUCCUACAGACGGAGAAAAUGUGAGCACUGACUCCCUCAGUCUGUUCUGGACUCUGUCCUUGUGUUUAAAAUGACAGAUAUUUGAUGAAUACACUGAUAUCGGUCUAACAGCUGAGAUUUUAUAGCACUGAGCUUGACCUGUUUUAUAAGGGUUAGGAUGAGGAACGAAAAGAGGUGGAUUUUAACUGUGAAUGUGCUGAGUUGACCUGAAUUAUCUGUGUUUUGUGUGGCCUUCAGGUGAACUUUGAGGAGUUUAAAGAAGGCUUUGUGGCCGUCCUGUCUCGCUCGCUAGACUUCAGCACAUCAGAGGAUGACAGCAGCUACAUGGACCCAGGUAAGACUGCAGCUGAAAAUCUGGUCACCACUAGUUUCAGUCCUUCUCUGCCUUCACUGUGUAUCAUCUCGAAAAACAGCCACACACUGAAAUUGUGCACAAGCACACACAAAAACACCACUUAAUACUGUUUAAAUCAGCUACAAUAAGUGUACUGAGGCAUGAAUGUGAAGAACUAAUUAAUAUUGUGCAGUUCAGUACAACCAGACAGUACAUUUUCAUGAUUACUGCAUGCUUUGUUGGAUUUUUAAAUUCCUUGCUGUGCAGCAAAACAGUGAAAGAAGUUUUUUCUCUGUGGUUGGUUUUGAUAGAAAUUAACCAGCAGAGAGGACAUGUAAAUUUGUGUGAGUUCAAUUUCCUGCAGGUCAGAAGGUUCUGAGUCUUAUUUACAAAACAGUGAGAAGAAUUCAUUCUGAAAGUGUAUGUACACCCAAAAUCAAAAUUACACACACCAAUAAUACUGUAGGUCCUAAAAUAAAGACUGUUUUAUAAUCAGCAGCAGGGCGCCUAAUUAUGACCAGAGUCUUAAGCUUUACGAGUGAAUUAAAGCAGGAUUUCAGUCAUUGGCUUGAACAGUUUUAUAUGUCUUUCAUAAAAUAUGGAAAUAUGAACAACAUUGUACUGGUGAGUUCACAAUGAUCACACUCCACUAUCCACACAUCCUGUGCACUUAUAACAUAAACAUACCAUCUCUGUGCAGUUUGCUACAGUUUUUCAUUUUUUUGUGACUGAGAUUACCGUUAACUGUUAGCAUCUCCUCCCUCAGGGCUCAGAGCUGCUCUGUGAGCUCUCAUCCUGACGGUCCGUCUCUAAUAAAAGCCUGCAUUUUAUAAAGGCCUGGUACCUCAGACAGUUACAGCAAAUGAAAGAUUGGGCCUGUGUUUGAAGAUUGGCAGAUUCAUAAUUAUAAAACCCUGUGCACACACACCUACACGCUAUGUUACCUGUAUAAACCAUGCUUCACCUGUGCUGUAUGUAUGUGCAGGUGGUUCAGCCUCAUACUUGCCUUCUACAUUCCCACAUUCCUCCAGAGAGGGUCAAUGCAGAACACUCUGAAUGAAAAUGCAUUGAAGUGAGCCACAGAUCCCAGGGUCCACAGUGAAUCACAGGGACGACUGAGAGGGAGACACAUACAACCUGUCUGCAUCACUCUGUCUCUCUGUCUGUCUCUCUGCAGUUGUCCCUGAGGAGGUGAAGCCAAAGUUUAUAAAGGGGACAAAGCGUUACGGCCGUCGCUCUCGUCCUGACAGUAAGCCUGACUCCACGCUGACCUGUGACUCGGAGGACUCGCCACAGUCCAGGAAUGAGGCCACGGACUCUUCACCUGCUGGCGUCCGCAGAGCCAAGCUGAGACGGUCGACGUCUCUGGAAAGCAUGGAGGUGAGGAGCUGCUCAUGUUAUCGGAGGUCUGACUGUGAGACUUAGCAGUUUGAUAUUUUAAUCUUACAGAACUGAUUCAUGACUUUUAUCUCCUGCCUCUUCUUCUUCCUCCUCUUCGCCUUCAUCGUCUCCUUCUUUUCCUCUGCUGUAACACUCAGACUAACAGAUGUUAGAAUAACUGAUGUGAGAAGCAGCUGUCCAGACUUAGCCCGGUGCUAACAGCAGAGCAGCGUACAGUCCUCAGUAUGAGAAUAAGGACUCACACUCACACAAUUUCACCCACCCACCCACCCAUCCCUGAGUAAAAACAAAGAUGGAGACACUAUGAUAAGAGGGGUCACUGUAUUUACAUCCACAAAGCAGAAUAAAACAUAAAAAACACAGAGAGCACUGUUAGCUCUCAGUCUGAGCGCAGCUGAGAAGAGCAAAAAAAACCUCUAAAUGUGAGGCUGAUAUGUGGAACAUGGAGCGAGAUUAAAAGGAGACAGUCAUGUUGCUCAGUAACUCUGUCUCCAGUAUAGAUGGAAAAAUGUGCAGUGGGAAGUAAGAUUAAAAAACAAAAAGAUCAGAUCCAUAAAUCCAUAUUGAUAGAGUUUGCAGUGUGAAUGUAGCUAUGGAACAUCUCACCCGAAACCUGAUAAACGCUUCCUUGUUCAGGUAGCGGCACACCGUCACAAUCUGUUAGUCCUCCUUCCACAUGAAUGAACCUCUGCUAUCCGUGGUUGACAUAUCUCAGCAGAGAGUCUCCAUGCUGAUUGGCUAUCAUGGUGAGAAUGAUUUGCUUGAGUUUAGAUUUUUCAACUCUAGCUGAGAAAGGGGAUGAUGUGAAUGAAGCAUGUAGCACGGUGAUUGCACCACUUCAUUCCAAAGGGAACGCAAAUCUUAUGUUGACUUUAUGUUGACUUUACAUUUAAUUUAGUUGCACAAAUUAGCAUAUAAUAAAAGAUCUUGAACAAUGAAAAAAAAAAAAAAAACCUUGACAAAGAGAAACUGACUUAAUAAAUUUUGUACGAUCACUGCCUUUAAUAUUAUGUCUAACUUUACAGGAGAUACUCUCGCUAAAGUGGUAAUAACACUGAGUUAAUUCUUUCACUUUUAUGGUAAUUUCACUGACCAGCGUUAGAUAUUAUCAUUUAUGUGUCAAAAACACUGGCUUAUAAAAAAAACCUCUCAAUAAUCUGACAUCGUACAGUCUGAUAUAGUUGUUUAAAAGAGUCACUAUGCCAAAGACAAUUAAAAUCAAUAAUGUAAUAAUAAUAUAGAGUUUUUUCUCAAAAAUAUUUUAAUUACACAGACUAAAGACUAAACACUAUUAUUUGAUUUUAACACUGACUCAAGACUAAAUACCGUCUAAAACACAUGAACACUGACUCAAAAGAAAGUAUUUCUUAUAUAUAAAUAUACUAAAGAAACAUGGAUUCAUUUUUGCGAUGAUAACACUGUCUUAAAGGUAAAAAAUACCGUCAUUUGUGUAAUAAUAUGACCGACUCAAGAGUAGAUGGCAUCAUCAAAAUGAUAAUUACUAGGGCUUACAAUUACAACCAUCUUUAAGUCAGUGAUUCUCAACUGAUGGGUCACUCACGGACCCAUUUUCAGUGGGUAGUGGGCAUCUGCCUGAACAAAAAAAAAGUAAAUAAAUUAAAUCCUGUGCUUUUAUUUUGAAGGGCACUGUUUAUGCAGCAGACUGUCAUCUAUUCAUACUCAUUAACAGCAAAUAAUCAAAGAAUGAGAUCAAAUUAAUACCUGUGACAAUGAAAAGAGUAGAUGACCGGCAUGAGACAGAAUAAAUCAAACUGUUCAUUCUUUCACAGCCUCCUGGGGUGAGAUGAAGUCAUAGAAAAUAAAGGUUCUUGUCCUGUGUGAGCUCUCAGCCUCUGCAGCUAUCAUGUUUGGAGGGUAUCCUUCCCUCUGAUGCUUCACUGACUUCCUGUUUACAUAUCUGGCUACUGCUGAUUGGACAGAGAUACAGAUAUUUCCAAGCAACAGCAUUAAACAAUAGCCAACUCCUGACUGAAGCUGAAGGUCUAAAUGCUGUGAGCUGCUUUUAUUAGUGUGUAUAAAGUGACAGAGCAGAAAACUGUCCAUCACAGCUGCUGUUACUCUGACCUCUGACCUCUGAUCAGAGCUGGCUGUGAUAGAGGAGAUGGUAGUGUCUCUGGCUAACACACACUCAUUCCUCUGAGUGUGUGUGAAUGGAUUCUUUGUGUGUUAGUGGGUUUCAGAGCUGGCUUCGGUGGGUUUCAGAUAUCCAGACUUGAUUCUGUGGAAGUUUAUGUAGCAAAGGCCCCGAAUACCUGAGGGGGGAGGAGUUCUGUGGGAAGGGGGAGGGGUUGGUGGUUUUGAGGGCGUCGGAGGUUUUUCAGGAAGUGGGAUUGUGAGGAAUGUGUCUGCUGGCAGACACUCUGAGCUGAUCUGACUGAGGCUGGGAGACUCUGUUUCUGUGGGUCAGUUUCACUUUAGCUCAGGAGGAAAAGAGCCAAUCAGCUGCUGCGAUUAAAACACAGGCUGCAGCAGAUGGACUCGUAUUCCAACACAGACGCAAACCUGAACACAGACCACAGCUCCACUGGGCUGGCCUCCUCAGACUCCACCCUCCUCCCCCUUCAUCUGCACACAGGGCAGAACUAUCCUGACUCAGGCCUUCUCACUUCGACUCCACAUGCAGGAGACAAAUGAAAGGAUUUGAAAACAUCAUCUCAGAUUUUAGAUUCACAUGUCCCCACCAGCUUAAUGAAGUUCUUCUGUGAAUGAUGGACUAAUGACUCUGUGUCUGCACAAUGAGUGGAGGACAGGCAGAGAAAAAGAGCAGAGGCAGACACGGAGGCAGAGUUGUGCUGCUGUUACAUCAUUGCAUCUCUGCUUCACUCUCUGUGUCUGUUGGAAUAUUGAAGAGUUUUUAUGUAACUCUGCUCUGUGAUUCCUGCAGAUUAAACCCCACCCCCUCCCUUUCUCUCUCUGUCUUUCUCUCUCUCAGUGGAUUUCUCUCAGCUCCAGCAGCUAAAAUCUCUGUACAUGCUUCACAUUUCAGCGUUUAGUCUGUUACAUAAAGAGCUUAGAGAGAGAGAGAUGUUUACAGCCUGAGCACAGAAACAGAGGGUUUCGAUUGGUGCUGUUCUGUUAUGGCUGCAAAGUUUGUUUCACAUAUUUCAACAACUUGUCAAAGGCUGUUAACUGUUUCCUGCACUUCAGUCACAGCAGUCUGGGUAUACAGGAUGUUAAUAGUGAGCAGUUAUAUGUGCAGUAUGAGAGGUAGGUCCUGUAUGCACACGAGUCCACAUGGCUGAAGCAGCACCAGAGUUCAGCAGUCUGGUUUGACAGCCUCUGUGCAGAAGCUGCUCCUCAGCAUGGUGGAUCACUUCUAUCUGAGGGGAGAGGGGGCUGUAGAGUGUGUGCAGGGUGGUCUGCAGUCCUUUAUGAGGCAGGAGCUACUUUUUCUGCAUCUAGCUGUCGUUUGUGGUGUGCAGCCCACAAUCCUCUGAGCAGCCUUCACUGCCCUCUGCUGGGAUUUUGUCCCUGCAGCCCAGCAGGUGCCAUACCACACAGUGAGGCAGGAGCACAGGACAGGCUUCACCACCUAUCUGCAGGGAGCAUGCAGGACUUAGCCUCAGCCUCCUGAGGUAAUGAAGGUGUGAGUGGGUCUUUCUAACCAGACAGGAAAUAUCUCUGCUAAGGGUUUGGUCCUCAGCAAGGCGAAGGUCUAGAAACCUGAAACUGUAGACCUCCUUAGGUCGAUGGAUGGAUGGAGAACUGGCUGAAGGAGACAAAGAAAACCUGACAGAUCCAGCCUUUAAAGAACUUAUCCUUUGAAGAACCCAGUCAUUGAAGGACUCAUCCUUUGAAGGAACCAGCACUCAGGACCAAGCCUUCAAAAGCCACAGCCUUUGAAACACCCAUCCCUUGUGAAACUUUGCCUUUUAGAGACCCAGUAUUUAAAUCGUCCUGCUUUUUAAAGGUCCUAUUCUUUGAGAGACAGCCUUUUAAGGAUCCAGCACUUGAAGGAACCAGCCCUUGAGAGACUCAGCUUUUGAAGGACCCAGCCUUUAAAGGAACCAGCACUUAGAAGACCAAGCCUUCAACAGACUAAGCUUUUGAAAGCCACAGCCUUAGUUUGAAACAUCCAGCCCUUGUGAAACUUAGCCUUUUAGAGACCCAGCCUCUAAAGGGUCCUGCUUUUGAAGGACCCAGCACUUGAAGGAACUAGCUGUUGAGAGACUCAGCUUUUGAAGGACCCAGCCUUAUAAGGGCCCAGUUUUUGAAGGGCUUGACCUUUAGGAGACAUUCUUUGGGGAGACUCAACUUUUGAAGGACCCAGCUGUUGUGACCUCUGUAGACCUGUGUUGUCUUUCUUGCUGCUAUAUUGGGUUACAAAACCCCUUCCUUGAAGCUACGCAAAGGAUUGCUCCUGGGCCAACUAACAUGGCGUCUGUUGUGCGCGCAUCUGUCUUUUACAACAUACAGUUUUGUGUAACAGCAUAUUACUUGGCCGUUUGUGAGCCUGCCUCAUUGUUUUUUUUUCAUGCACAAAGUGUUAUGGGAGAUGUUACGCUCUGUAGGAUGUACCACAUGCAGCCUCUACUGUCUGGGAAAAUUAGGACACAUUUAUCAGCCUUAAAAAAGGACAGCUCUUGACAGUUCCUGUGACACAUUGGAUGUACAAAUGCAGCCUCUUAAGGCAGCAGCCCCAGCAGAAUGUGUCCUAUAUUCCACUGAGACAGAAGUUUAUGGUGAGAUUGUCAGGUCCAUGAAAUCAGCUGUAUCACAGUGAGGUUAUAUCCUGAAAGCUGUGGGUUUGAUUCUGCAGAGCAUUUCUCAGUGAAUGACAUCUUAACAGAAACAGAGUUGGUUUUUUGUGUCAUCUCUCUAAGUACAAGAACACAUUCACAGAAGCAUGUUGUGUUAGAAAUGAUAUGAGUCUGUGUUUGAGUUUCUACAGACAUGAUUUAAACUUAAAAUCAGAGCUGAUGUUAGAGAAAUAAGGUCUGAAAACAACAUGGGAAAGGAAAAAGAAACAGCUUCACCCAUCCAUUCAUUCAUUCGUCAUCUGUGCCACUGAUUCUAGGACUUAGGAUCAGCAGCUGAGAUAGAGCCUGUCUUUGGACUGUGGAGUGGUACCCAGUCUAAAGAUAAGCAGAUGUCAAGCUCCGACCUCUCAUUCAGAUUUCAAUUAGACAUUGUAAAAGAUCAUAUUGUAAAUAAUUAUAGGAAUAAAGCUGCAGACCAGUCUCUGUAUGUGAAAACUACUGCCAGACACACACAGAGAAAAACAUACAGAGCAGACUCUAAUUUAGAGUCUUAACUCGGUGUGACAGAUGUGUGCUAGCAGUGUCAAAUGGGACUGAGGUCUCUAGCUCUCUGUCAGUGACACGUUAAUAAUCGCUCUCUGAUAAUGCAGUAACUCAACACAGAGACUUUCACCUACCCUACCAACACAGCAACUUUUUCCAGCAACUUAAACCUCCUUCACCAACAUAACUGACCACACAGCAAAUUCACAACAUCUGUACAGAGUAGCUACACUAUUGUACUGAAAAGACAAAUGCACAUAGUAAUAACAUGUAGCCUCUUCAUCUUCAUUAUUUACUCUAUUGAAUAUUAUUUAUUGUGUACCUUUUUUUCCCCUUUUUUAUUAUUUAGUUAUUAUUCUUUUAAGAUCCUCAUGAUCAUUUUUCAUAUAUACAUCCACACUCAGAGUUAAUAAGAAAAGUUGGUUGGUUCAUUUUAUCAUUUAAGAUUAGAUUUAAGAUUUUUAACAAAAGCCAAAUGGAGGACCCAUGUGCAGAACUCAAAUGUUAAAUUGAAUAAACUAAACUAGAGACAACAAAAACUUACUUCAACAGAAAAUGGCCAACUGAAAAAAUUAAAACCAAAAAACAACAGGAGCAAAGAAAUUCAAAGAAACAAAAGGCGCUGGGAAACCACAAGGACAGGCUUAGAUAUUAUGGACAAAGACAGGGACUUUAUGUACACAGGGUAACAAGCAAUGAGGGACAAGGACAGACACUUACAAAUGAGGUCAAAUUAAACCAGACACACAAGGAGAAGGAACUACAAAAUAAAACAGGAAGUCAAACUAAACCAGACACACAGUGACAGAAACUACAAAAUAAACAGCAAAAACUGAAAACAAACCAGGAGAGUAAAACGCUAAAAACACAAGGAGAACAGGAUCAAAGACAAACUGAAAACACACAUAAAACAGGAACACAAGGGACAGAAACUCUAGGGAAAAUACAGGUUAAAUUAUAAAACCAGGAAAUACUAAAUUACAAGAACCUACUGUGACAAUUACCUCCCCAAUAAUUAUUACGAUCAAAGGUUCACUUUCUCAUGCACAUCCUGACACAGGGGGCUAUGCAUGCUAAGCUCUGUAACGUGACUACCAGGAGUCUAUAGACUUCAUAGAUGUAUAUAUCCACACAGACACACACACACACUGAGGGACAUACUGGUAGCGACACACAGAAACAAUAUGGUCAGUCUUGCAGAGGUAAUGACCGCUCAGGAAUUCCUUCUGAUCACAGUUUGGCUUAUUGGCAUUGCUGCAGACGCACACACACUCAUCUGCACUCACACACACAACUCCAUAAUUUUCUCUCCCAGCACCCUAUUGUCCAAACUGCUCACUCUGCUGUUUGUUCAGUAAAGUUUAACGGGCUGGUUAACACAGAUAAACACACACACACACACACACACACACACACACACACACACACACACACACACAGACAAACUCUAACUCUGGCCUCCAUGUUUUCUUUGCAGAGCCUGAAGUCUGAUGAGGAGUCAGGAAGUCAGAAGGAGAACAUCCAGCCAGACUUUCAGAAUAAAGGUACUCUCUACUCUGGUGUGCACUCUGAUUUGGACUCUUGAAGUGUAAUUAUAGCAUGAACAGGGUCAGUCUGAUUUCACUUUAGUUCAUACAGGGUUUUUUCUUGUAGUCUAAACAGCAGCUCUGCAUAGUGAAGUGUCUCCUCGGUGAUCUGUGCGUCCAGAUUUUGGGUCAAACUGAAGACAAGCUGAUUAGUCCUACAUAAACAUAAUAAUUGAGUUUAGAUACUUGAGGGGCUAAUCUUUAACUUUAUUAGAUAAUUCCACUAACAAUUUAGAGCCCCACUGUCCAGAGAUAAUAUUCAGGAUAAUAUUCACAACAUGUUUAUUUAUGCUCUGGUUAUGUUCAUGUUAAAUGUUUUUAAUUAAGUUUGUGUGUGUACAUGUGUUUGUGAUGUGCAGGUGUUCAGGACAGGGUCGCAGAGCUUAGUGUCGUUGGAGGUGGAGUUUGUGCUGGAGACAUCCCGUCAGCAGUGUGUGGUCAUGGUCUGACGCAGAUCAACGCAGAAGUAGGAAAACACACGCACGCACACACAGGUUUUGACUUAUUGUAAUUUACCCUGAUGAUACCAGCUGAUUCCUAUAAAUCAGGAGCUGGACCUGCUGCUCAGGAAGCUGGACCCUGACCUGGAUGGCAGGAUCAGCAUCAGGGACUUCCAGAAGGUGCUACAUGGCUCCACCCCCAUCUCUUGCUCCACCCCUGUAAGAUCAGCUGACCUACAAAGGGCACCAAAACAGGUCAGAUAUUUAAAUAUACGAUUUUCUACUUAUGUGUUUUUUUUUACUAUUAGAAUUUUUGUCAUGGACUAAAAAUUCUGACUUCCUAAUAUUCUUUGAUUCUCCUGUAAAAGACUAUAUGUGUGAAUGGUAUAUGUUUCUUUCUAAGGCUAGUCAUUCUAAGGCUGCAGUGUGGAAGUGUUUUUUCUCUGCCUGUUCACUGUGGUUACUCUGUUGCUCAUCUCAGCACCUUCUCUUAGGUGGUUCGGAUGUGUGUGUGUUUCGUCACCACGAGUUUUCCUCUCUCUUUUACCUUCUUGUUGGUCUUGACAUUUCUCAUUGUUUGGAUGUUUUUCUGCAUAUAUAUAUCUGAACUUUUUCAUUUUGACUGUACAGCAUUUGGGUCAGCUCUUGGUGUAUUUAAAAGUGCUUCAUAAAUAAAUUUAGAUCAGGUUGUAUUUGAAAAAUUCUGAUGAAUUUUGUUAUUUAAAUUCAUCAUGUUGUAAAAAGUUUCUCCUUUGGGUCGUUACAACAGGCUGUUAGAAGUUUGUAUUUACAUUUGGCACUUUUUUGAGUAUUUCUGAGUUUUAAAACAGUUUAAGAUUGAAUAACAUCUAUAUCUGAGCAAACACAGAGAGAUCUUUUGAGUGUCAAAAUGUACAUGAGUCCCUGAAUGCAUCGUCAGAGCUCCAACCAGAAGGCUGUGCUGCAGCUGACAGUUAUCAGUGUGAUCAAGUCAACAGCAGGUGGACAGGUGUCUGCUCAGGCAGUAGAGCUGGUAGAAGCCGUCAUGUCCUGCAUGUCAGGACUGAUCUCAGGCUGCGGACUCUUAACCUGGGUCAGGACAGACAGGACUAUGGACUACAUCAAGACCCCCAGCUGCUCUCAGGUGACACUUGAACCCCCACACUUUGUCCUGAGUAACCACACCUGAUGCUGAAUCCAAAGCUUCAGCAGGGCUCAGUGUGUUUCCAUCAACUUUAAAGUCGAGAAUAAUCCCUGAUAGUGGAUCGGUCAGGUGUUCAGACAUUCACACAUAGCUGUAGUCCACCUGUAGAGCACGAGAAGUUUGAUUGGGUCGUCUAAAAACCGAGACGACCCAUGAGUUCAAAGUCUGUCAAUAUCAUGUCCUAUCAGCUGUUUUUAAUCAGGCCUGUUUCCGCAGCUAAGACUCAUGGGUACAAUCACAGCAUCUCAAAGCAUUCCUCUUAUGUAAGGCUCCAGAAUAGAAUAAAAACCAGAUUAGAGGAAUAAGAGUGUUUAUUUUAGUGUUUUAAAACUCUCAGCUGCUCUUUAUUGGGUAUUAAUGCACUCAUAAUCAGCUUUAAUACCACUGAACAAAAGUCUGUGAGCUGGUCUACUGCCAGAAAACUAAACUUAUUUGGUUCAAAGGAGUUUUUCUGUUGCUAUCGACUUUUUACACUAUGAUUAUGCUGACUGAUCCUGCAUCUGUUCAUGACUGAAGCUUUCGAGGAAGAGUCCUUUCAGAAUAAAAGAAUAAGAUUAAACAGACUGGAGGUGGAGUUGCAGGUUAGACCUGAUUGUUUCUCAUUGUUUCCUGGGACCCUUCUCAGCUCUCCACGAUGUGUUUAAGGUUUUUGUGCUGGACCCACGUGUCUCUGACUGAAUGUUGGCUAAUCCAGAUUAAAGUUUCCACAUCACACUGCUGAUUAGGGCUCUUUAUGAGGACCCUGAGAAAUCUUUGAGCCCUCUGUCUGUGAAACCUCCAACUCUGAGCCUCAUUUAUGUGGUUAAAAAGUAGCAGAGACCACUGUUAGCCUCUCAGGGACAUGUGGACCUCAGUCUGACUCUGGUUUCUGUCCUCCAUGCAGUCGGAAGCAGUGUCAGAGGAGCGCUCUGCUCGCUUCACCACCCCCUCCCUGCUGACAGCCACCGUGGGUCAGAGAGUCCUCAGCCGGCUGGAUGACGGCUCAGGAUGCAGCACCUCGGACCGAGUCAUCGCCCUGUGGACCGAGGAGGGGAUCAAAAACAGCCAGGACAUCCUGCAGGUAAGUGCAGAGCAGGACCUGUCAUGAGGCGGUGGGGUUUUAGUUUUCCUCUCUAUGAUGAGUUUUAAAAAGCUGAAAUACUUUUACCAUACUUGUGGAACUUAUCAUUUAAAUGUGCCCAGAGUCUGAACUGAAUUGGGGAAACAGGCUUUUUGUUAUGCUGCCCCCACAGCCUGAACACUAUACAAACAGAGCUGAAAAUGUCAGAACUGGUUUCAAUUAAAGACUUUUGAUCCAUUUUAUUCACUCAGCAGUGAGAAUCCCAUGAACAAUGCCUGUGUUUUUAAUUUGUAAGUAUCCCAAAAUGUUUGUUGUACUUUAACCAUGAAUUUGUAGUUGGUUCCCUUAUAUUUACUGAAUAUGUUACGACGUGCACUGCUGACCUCUUGGCCAGGUCGCCCUCGUAAAUGAGAUCAUGAUCUCAAUGGGAUUUUACUUGGUUAAAUAAAGGUUAAAUUAAAAAAAAAACAUACAUAGUGGAGACACAGUUUUGAGAUCAGGACCUCUGAAGGGAGACUUUAAAGUCUGUGUUAGUGCAGAACAUUUUUGACUUCAGUUCUUUCUCCAGACUGAGCUCUCUCUUCGAUUUUCUUAAAUGUUAUGUCUCAGAGGUUUUAAGUUAAGUUUGUGGCAUCACCACAAUCCAGCUAUCAGGAAAACAGUGUGAUAUUGGCAUUAUAUACCAGCUGCUCUCUCCUAAUCUGCAUCUGCAUCAGCCACUGAAAAAACUAAUUGGUCAACCACCAUCACCUACACAUCCUUAUGUUACAACGGCGAAAUUGCAGUCAGUUCAUACAGCGGGGGCUUGUUGAUGUUACAGUAUCACUUGGCAAAUGCUUACAGUUAAGAGCAAGUGUAGAUGUAGACAGGAGGAAAACUUCACAAGUGCCAAAAACUGUUUGAAGUGAGAGUGGGCAUAGUGCUGUUAUACAGUGUAUGAGGCAAUGCAUUUAACUUUCAAAGCAAUGUAUAGUUAAUUUUUAAAGUUAAUUUUUCCCCUUAAAUUAUAACGUCUCUCAUCAGCAUUAUAUUGCUGUGAAAAAUAUAUGAUGCAUUAUAGACUUAAAAAUAACAUGUUUACUUUUUCCAGUCAGGACCAGUUUUGCCAAAGAAAGUAAUCCUUUGCAUGCAUUGGUUAUAAUUGGCGGUUUGGCUCUUCUGUGGCUGCUCCCUGCCCUUCCACGAGCCUGCGGCAGGGAGAGCACCUCCCUUCUGUUUCAUGUGCGUGCAUGCAUGACAAACCACGGCAGGGAGAGCAGCAUCAAAAGUCCCAGAACAGAAGGGGGAUCAGUGACGAUAAAUAUGACACUGGUAAAAUCAGACACAUGUUAAAAAAGGAGGAGUUGGGUUUGAGGAGGGUUGCAAAGCGGCUAUAGAGGGAACAGCAAGAGAAAAGCAAGCUGAAGCUCAUGAUAAUCAGCUCUUUUACUGUGGGCUGAGCUUGACUGCGUCUUGUGCCUGAACUACCACCAUGCUCAAGAAAAAUGUUGUUUUCUUUUGUAAGUAGAGGUGGAUAAUUGAUCUUUAACACUUCCGUACAUUGAUCCCGACAAAACACUUAGACUAUGCAUCCCUGAUACAAAUGAUAGAUAUGAUAUGAUACAGUACAAUAUGGUUCAGUAUGCCAGGAUGUGUGAUAUAUAUGUAUGAUAUAUAUAACCGUACCUGAUAAAUAGUCCACAGUGAUGAAACCAUCAGGAUACAGUGACUUUGUUAAGGAUGAUUAACUGUCAGACUCCAUGCUGACUCAUUCUGGGGUAAACCUGACUCCACAUAAACUCAACUUAAAGCCAGAUCACCCUCUCUUUGACCUUUGACCUGGGCUCAGUGUGUCCUGCUCUGUUGGUCCUUCCCUCCUCAGUCCACAGAGUUUUUCGGCUGAGCUUUGUUUCAGCUCCUGGGUCUGUGGUUUUUUCUGGGUUUCCUCAGACCACAGCAGCUCCUCCUCAUUCCUCUGAUUCUUCAGAGGCUGAACAUGAGCUCAGCUCUCUCUGAUUCCUCUCAGACAAUCACAGUAACGCCCAGUUUCUGUGCCAGACCAGCGUGAGGCCUCGCCAACAGCUACAUGAAAUCAUAUCAGUAUAUCACAGGCUAGAAGAAAAACAAGAGGGGACUCUCCAGGAUCAGAUCUGACUCAUCAGCUCCGCUUUGAACUUAGUGCUAAACUGUUGGGGUUAGGAUUGAGCUGCAUGUGAAAAUAAUGAUACGGCAUCAAUGUGUACCAACAUGCUGUGCAUAAACAACACGUAUUGUGGUGUUUUUGAUGGUUUAAUGUCACAUGGAGCCACCAGCAGGCCUUAACUAAAAACUGCAGUCUGUCAGUAACAGAUUGGAAUCAGGAUCACCAUUUCUGAGGGAUUUAUCUUCAGUUUGACUCUUUGUACCUAUCCUGCUGUUUAGAUGUUUUUAAAGGUGCUAAAGACUGCUUCUGCUGCUCAUCAAUCGGUUUGAUAAUGCUGUUUAAAAAUAAAAAAACUGGUUUAAUAAUAAUGAAUUACAGUUCAGUCUCAGAUAUUUGUCUGAGGUGUAACUCGGGUCUUUUUCCUUCCUAUUUUCUGCAGACUCUGGACUUUCCCUUAGAGGAGCGUUUGAGUCUGGCGGACUUGACUCUGGCUCUGGACAAUGAGCUGCUGGUCAGCGGGAAUGGCAUCCACCAAGCGGCGCUCAUCUCCUACAAGAACGAGAUCCAGCACCUGCUGUAGGUUUCAAAGAUUUCAUACCAGACACAGUCAAAUAAGCACGACUCUGUAAGCCCACCUGUGUGCUCGUUCAUGGUCUACAGAACAUGGUGCAGACAUCAGGGUUUGUAGUCAAACAGUCAUCACUGAUGAUCUGAUUCCUCUCGGUAAAUAAAUAAUUCACUGUGUCACAGUUUAGCCAGCCUACAGUUGGCUUCGCCCUGUAUCCAAUAGGCCUGUCCUCUGGAUCAGAGUGAAGCUUGCUUGUCAGCUCUUAGCUCUGCUGCGGAAAUACCUUCAGAUUUCACAUUAUUAUACAACAGCACAUCUAGCUGAGAAAAACAAACACUUCUAUUUUCUAAUAUAGAUGUCCGGCUGUGAAGGUGGACCACUGAACCAGCAUCAGGCUUACCGCUACUAUAGUAACCAGCUACACUCCGAUCCCAAUCAGCUUUAUUUAACAAAUCAGUUUCAUUUCUAAGAAAGAAAUCAAAUUCAGACAAGUUUACAGCUAAUGUUUUUGUUUGAAUCAUUAUUAUAAACAUUUGUGAUCAACUAAAGGGUUAAAUGUUAGGAAACUCUCCACAGUUUCACGAACAAUUAAGUCUAAAUGUCAGGGAAUUCAAGCCAAGGACACAAGGAUGCUGUGACUGGAUACUUCCUGAAUGAGCGCCUGAAGCUAAGCAGCAGUGUGGACCACUCACAGGCUGUUCAGUGAUGUGAUGUUGCUCUGGUGAAGAGGGUCAGACUAAUCCAACUGCUUACAUGCCUUCAGGCUCAGUGCUGAGCUAGGCUAACCCUAAAGAAGGCGAUUACUCGAAAACAGACAAUUAGAGAGAGAGUUUAUAUUCCUGUGAUCCACCCUCAGUCUGUUGACCUGGACUAAUACCCUGUUACAUUCACUGACCAUCAACACAAACCAGUUACAGUAGCUGCUACUGGGGCAACGGGAGGUCAAAGGUCAGCACACAACUCAAAGCAAUCACAUAGAUUCUGUUUUUUGUUGGUUUGAGAUGCAGAUGCUUCCUUGAGCUGAUUCUGAUCUUUCAUGAUCAGAAUCAGAAUCGGCGUUACUGGCAAAGUGAGUGUACAUAUACUAUGAAUUUGACUUUGGGAAACUUUGCUCUCUAUAUAAAAACAUUAAACAUGAAAUGUUACAAAAAUUGUUACAAAAAUUACAAAAUAUGUAGGCUGCAAAUGGAAACUAGACAUUUUACUUGUAUUUAAAGACAGUAGUGCAAUGAUGAAGAGUGCAAUGGAAUAAAGAGUUGUUGUGAAAAAUAUACGUCUUUAUAUUGAGGUUAUGUACAUUAGGUAAAUAUACAUUGUGUUUUGAAGCACUAGCAUUGAAGAUAAAUAUUAAAUAUGGUGUGCAGAGAUCUGUGUCCUGUGAGAGGACUGUUAAAAGGUGAACUGUUCAACAAUUAUAAAUUCAUGUACAGUCACAAUAGUUGAUUUGUCUAAGUCACUGGAUUUUCUCUAAAGCUCAGAAAAGAUGGAUUAUUGGAUUAUGUAAUUAGAAUUAUUUCAGAUUUACUUUCACAGCACAGUAAAUAUCCAAUCAGUUAAUAUAGGAAUGUUUAUUUCAUCAUUAAUAUUGAUAUCAACAAACUACAACAAACUUGUUCGCAGGUGAUCACAGGUGUAAGAGACAGAAGAGAAACAAAGUUUAGAACUGAACUCCAUCAUAUAUUUCCUAUUUUGUGUGUGUGUGUUUUCAGGGUGUUGGCUGAGCAGGCCUGCAGGGAGCGGGAUAAGGUGAAGGCAGACCUGGAGCUGGCUGAUCACAGGAACCUGCAGCUGGUCCGAGAGGUGGACGACCGCCACACCAGCAUGGAGACCCUGAACCAGACCAGAAUCAGGUCAGGACUGAAUUUGGGCUCUAAGGGUCCUAUUUACACAACCUGAACUACUACAAGUGAUGGUGCUUUAUGGAGAUGCGUCUAAACCCAUACUGCAUUGAAAAUCAUUGUAGCUUAUCCAUGCAGAGGUCUUAUGAAUUGGCUACCUUACAACGAGCAAGAUCAUGCUCUGCACACAGAGUACGAGCUGCUGCCCUCUGGUGGAGGUUUAGAGUUCAGAUUUGAAUGUUCAUUUAUUCCUGUGUCUGUGUAGCUUAUAAACGUGGGCAGGUAAAACCCAAAAGGCUGGACCUGAUGAUGUUUUGUGCUUUUGCACUGCUGCUGGUUACAUUGAAUAUUUUUCAAUGUUGUGUAUUAUUUAUUUCAAAGCUGGUAUCUUUUACUGAUAUUUAUUAUUUGUACAUGAAUACAGUCAAGUAUUUAAAGAUUGUUUAGUUAUACUCUCUGUGUGGCAGCAUGUUGGGUGUAACGCACCAUCAGGGAUCUUUCUAAUAUUAAUUGUACACUUUCAUAUUGUGUGAAACUUCAGGGACCUGGAGCAGGACUUCCGUGAUAGGCUGGCAGUUCUGCGCACUCAGUCAGAGCAGGAGAGCGAGGUUUUGCUGCAGCAGGUGGAAAGAGAGCGCAGCACGCUGCAGGACGAGCUGCAGCUGUUUAAAGCACAGGAGGCCAGGCUGCAGGAAGAGCUCUGCAGUGCUGCACAGGUGAGCCCCCAUCACUUGUACUUAACCCUCACCUACACUGCACUUUACUCAAAGACUGUCUGAAGACAAUGUAGCAAAUUCAACAAUCCCUCUGAGUGUAAUCUCAAGGCUUGCUAUUCAAUCUAACUCUGAAAACAGAUGUAUGCAAAAAAUUAAAAAAGUAUUUUUUCCACAAGUAAGACACCAACAUGUGUAGAACUGAACUAUUUUUUUAUACUUCUACAUUUGAACCCCAUGAGACAGCUGCUGAGUGAAGUGUCUUUAAUUUCCCACAGCGGUUAUAGUGAAUAUUCCAGUAUGAUAUCUUACACUUUCAGGAGAACAGCCAAUUGGAGGAGGAGCUGAGUGCUGUGAAGUUAAAGCUGACUGAAGCAGAGAGUUCAGUAAACAGACUCCAGAAGGACCUGGACCAGCUGCUGCAUGAUAAGGUAACUAAACCCACCUAAACAUCAACAUCAGCAGCUUUCACAUAGAGAGACUAUAGGUCCUGAAUCUGGUGACCAGGACUGACAUCUAAACUGUUAACCAUCAUCUUAACCAAACAAACCAUUUAAUCUAUGAGAACACAUCCAGCUGUGUGGACAGAAGCGUCCAUCAGGAGAACAUCUGCAGGAAACAGACAUCCUGCUCAGAAAUCUUCAGCCCUAAUCCUCUUUCGUACAUUCAGCUGUUAGGGUUGUGUUUUUUGUUGAAAAUGUGUGAAACUGGCUGAGAGUGUUGCAGCCACCACAACCACCCCAGAGAUUGAGGAAUGUGAUACACAGAGAGAAGAAAUUAAUCUAGCAGUCCCAGUCAGCAGUGCACACCUCCAGGAUUACUGACAUUUUAGCAAGUAAAAUUUUAAAAAAUGUGAUGUGCUUAAAAUUCUAGACAAUAGAAGUGUUUGAAAGUAAAUUGAAGAAGUUAUAUCAAGCAUCUCACAUUGACAAAUAUCACUUUUGAUCAGAAAAACAGGGUUAAUUUUACAUGUUAUGCAGAGCACAGUAUCUCUCUACUUAUCAAAGAGGGACUGAAUACAGUACACCGCCUAGGUCUGCAGGCGUCCUGCAGAGGGCGCUCUGUUACACAUAAAACACCAGUCCCAUUGGGGAGCUAACAGGAUUUUGUUACACAUGGCAUUGACAUGAUUGAAAUAGCAAAAUAAUGACACAAAGUCCUCACAAAGGUUUAAAUACAAGAAAAAGAACACACACUGGGUGAGCUCAAACACUCCUGAACCAUAAGCUACAACCACAGCUACUAAAAACUGUAAACUGAAACUAGAACGGAUAAAAAACAGACUUUAUUGAAACUUUUCAUGCUGUGACGGUGCCACACUAGUCCUCACAAAUAUACGAACAUAGAAAUACACUCACAAACUCACACACACACACAUGCAGUGGUGUAAGGUGACCUGUUGCUGGUAAAUUAUAGAUGAAGAUUUCCCCCUGUGACUUCAGUUCAUUCCUCCUCUUCUUUUCUGUGAAUGAUGGCGAUGACUUCUGAUCUGUUGGUCCACGAUAACCAAUCAAGUGUGUUUGUGUGUUUUUUUGAUUGACAGUUUGGCAGCUUGGACCCGUCUGGCUCUGGUCUGAGUCACGAGGAGCGGUUUUCAGAGAUCAUCAGAGAGUACGAGCUGCAGUGCAGGGUGAGACUCAGUUCAUUUGUGUGUCUUUGUUAAAGCUCAUAAUCUAACAUGUAAACUUUGAUGUUCUCUGACUGGUGUAGUCUGUCUAAUGCUUGUUUCUGAUUGGUGGUGCAUCUGUCUAACCUCUGUCUCUGACUGGUCUAGUGCCUGUUCAAUGCUUGUCUCUGAUUGGUGCUGAGCCUGUCUAAUGGUCAUCUCUGAUUUGUGAUAAACUCGUCUAAUGCUCGUCUCUAACUGGUGCUGAAUCUGAUCCCAUCUAUUGGAUGUCUCUGACUUUAUGUUCUAGUUUGAUCUAAAUCAACUGCACAAUCAUGAGUUUCGAAGUUUAUCUCCUUGGUUGAAUUAAUAUAGAGCUAAAAACCAUUGGUCUCAGGCUGUGGUUUUAUUUCUAACCUGAUGACAGCAGAUCUAACAGAGUGAUCUCUCAGCUCGAUGUUGUUUCAUAAUGACCUGUAAAAGAAACAUUUUCAUGGAUGUAUAUGAGCUGAAGGUGUCUGAAUGUCAUUUUUUGUCUGUGCACUUCAACGCCUCAUGCUGCCUCAACAGAAAAUCAAGGUGAGAACAGGAGCUCACUCGGGUGUCAUGCGUCUGCUGAGUGUGAGCUGUUGUUUCUCCAGUUUUCUCCUGGCUUAAAUUGUUAUGAUUUCCACUAAAAUCAAGUUCAGCAACAGUUUUAUUUAGUUUGACUCUGUUUGGGUAGGUUAGGUUCAAACUAUUGUAGCCUAAUUCAGUUCAGUUUAUAGAUUUUAAUCAUUUAAGGUACCACUUAUGUUGAUUGAGUUGUGUUCAUGUAACUUGAAGACCUCAGAUAUUUUAGCGCCAGACUUAAGUCCUUCAAAAGGCCCCAUAGACCUCAGGAAGAGAUCCAGAGUGUGGGGCUCCCUCACCUGUUCAGCUUUGCAUGGACUCCUAAAAUAUACUGUGCUGUCUUCUAAUAUGGAUUCUUUCUGUUUUGUGAGUGUUGUCAGCAGAAUGUGAAAUACAGGUGAAAAGAUCUAUGAAUGCCUGAUCAACAUAGUUUUUGUUACUCUUGUCGCCUGCAACCCAGAUCUGUAAACACUAGACCCUAGGGCUGGGCGAUAUGGCCUCAAAUCAAUAUCACGAUAUAUUGAGCAGUUCACUUUGAUAACUUUUAGCCACUACAACUUUUGAACCGUCCUCCAUCUCCUCACCUGUCUUUCCCUCUUUGUUAUGGACUGGAUGGGGUGGAGUCACGUCUACAACAUAGGACAUUGUCUUAAAGGGACAUGCGACCAUAGCCUACCAACACGCAUCCAAAACCAACUUUUAUUUAUCUAAUUUUUUUGACACCGAAUAUAUUGACAUGGGCAAAAUGACGUUGGUUAUUGUCAUAAAUUUCAGUAUCGGUUAAUUCUCGGUUUAUCGCCCAGCCCUAGUGGACCCUUUGUUUGGUUAAGUUCACUUUGGUUCAGUUUAGUUUAGUUUCAUGCAGUUCAUCUCAGUUUAGUUCAGAUUGGUUUAGUUCAGUUUAUCCUGGUUCAGUAAACUCUGAUCUUUAGAGCCAUCUCCACCCAGGUGUGUACCAGGUUUUUGAACCCCAGCUGUGUGGAUCAGGAUGACUGCAGUACUGAGUUAAGAUGUAAUAGUUCAUGUUUUUCCUCUCAGCAGACUCUCUCUGUGUGUCUAUCUGUUUGAGAGUUUCUGUUUUUUAAUCUGCUGUUGAUCUGUGGAAACAGAUUUAGUAACAUUUUAUAUAAACCCACCACUAAUAAUGCAUAUAUAUAUAUGAAGCAUUAUGCAUGUGUUUAUAAGCCUGUAUCAUAAUCUCUACAAGUGAUUUAAAACAUUCACAGCAGCUCAUAGAAAUGUUUGUCAAGUUACAAACUUAAGCUGAGCCCCCCCCCCCCCCCCCAAAAAAAAAAAAAAAAAAAAAGGAAAACAUUUAUAAUCAGUCAAAAUGAACCAAAUGUACACAGAUAUGUAAACAGCUGUUCUUUGAGUUUUGAGGUUGUUUUUUUUGUCUGACACUUGACCUACGGCCACAAAAUACUCUUUAUUUGUUCAUAUAAGUGGACUUUACGUUAGUAUCCUCAUACUGUGCUGUCACUUUAGCUCAAACACUCUCAGGUCAAACAUGUAAGUAAGAACACGACAUUGUCCUGAUUUGAAGAUCAGAGAAAUUAUAACUUCUUACAUUGAACAAGUUCUCUGUGGAUCUUUGUUACUGGAUCAAGUUGUUGGGGUUAUAGUGUGUAAUAAAAUCCACGAUCAAAAGCUGUUGUUUGUUUCACAUUAGGUUAUAGUGCAUUAUAAAUCAUACCUUCAUAAGGCAUUAUAUUCAUUGCUUAUAACACUUGAUAAACAUCGCUAUAAGCUGUUAUGAGUGGUAUUAGUCACUUAAAGGGAUUAAUUAAAGCCUUAUCAAUGUGUUUAUUAUGCUUCAUGAAUGUGCUCAUGAUGCAUUGUCGGUUGUGGGUUCAUAAUCGUUAAAAAAUACAUCUGUAUGUAAACGAUAAACUCUGACUUGGCUUGUUGUGUUCAGGAGCUGCGGGACAGAAACGACGAGCUGAGCUCGGAGUUGGAGCUGCUGAAGAGUCAGAGGAGUGACAGAAAAUCCAGACAGAGAGACGACGACAACUCUGCUCUUAGCUGGACGCAACAACAACAACCAGACGAGGCUGAGAGGGCAGAGUCAGACUCUGGUAACACACACACACAAACACAAAAUGUAAAUGUUCUUAAUUUAUACAGCCCUUUACAACAACCCUUUCAGUGAACCAAAGUGCUUUACAAUACAUAGUCAAUAAGAAUGAAUAAAUAAAAACAAUAAAAGCAAUAAAGGCAAAAAAAAGAACAAGAUACAAUGCAAUAAAAUAAAGCGUCACCAUGGUACUGGGAAUUAAAAGCCAGCAUAAAUAAAUAUGUUUCCUUAUGAGAUUUGAAGAGGUCAGGUCCAGGUCAGAAAUAAAUCUCAUUUUGUUGGGGAGCUUAUUCCAGAGCCUGGGACAGCAACAGAAAAGGCUCGGUCACCCCAGUGUUUGUGUUUCUAUACACACUGAGACAGCUCGGAGUCAGCCUGCUGCUGUUCAGCCUAACUUGUUAACACUGUGAGACAGAGCUGUGAUUGACUUCAAUGAAAACAGUCAUUCAGAGCACUCAAAGUCACCAAAACCAGUUCUCAAGAACCGGUCCUCAAUUUCCAUCCCUACUGAACAGAUAGACUGCCUUGAGAAGAGGAGCAGGUCCAGAACAAGAGAAACUUGGUGUUAGUCAGUGAUAGUCAGUGAAACAGAUGGUGUGUAUGUAUGAACACCGUAAGUCCAACAUGUUGCACCUUGAACACCUCGAACAUCUCUGGUCUCUGUGGUGUCAAAAAUCAAAGAUUCUCUCUCUAUCAAUGAUCUCAGCCGUGUCUGCUCUCUGGGGAUCAGUAUCUGCUGAGCAGGUUAGAGCUGUUCAGGUGGACACACCCACACACACACACACACACAUGCAAACACACAGAGAGAGCUGAGGAGUCCGUUUCAAGUCCGCAGCAGUGUGUGUGUGUGUGUCUGUGUUUUUGUGUGUGUGUUGUAGAUCACGGCUUCAUCAUGUCUCUCAGUGAGUCCAAUUCUCUCUCCUCAGUCUGCUCUUUGGCUCUGUGCGUGUGUGUGUUUUAGUUUGACACAGUGUGUAACUUUGUGUUGUGUGUUAUUUUGCUCAGAUGAGUCGGAUAUGAAGCGCAGCUCGUCUCCUCAGGUCAGGAAGAAACUCAAGCCAGCAGAUAGAACAGGUGAGGAGCACAAAACUUACGCACACACACGCGCCUGCACUCUUUGGUUGGUGUAUUACCUGUGUCUGUUGUAUUUGUAUGUGGGAGGGGCCAGCAUGGCUGAGUGUGAUAGGCUGUAUAAGCUGUCAGUCAGAGCUGCUUGGUAAUGCCCGUUUUUUUUUUUAUGUGACAUCAGACCCUGUUUGAUGGUCCAGUCUGUUUCUAACAUUCAAACCCGAUGACUUUCUGUUUUCAGGGACAAAUUGUUGAGUCUUUAAUCAUUACAGUUAAAAGCUUUGAGAAACUGCAAAGAAUCAAAGGUUUUCUGUCAGAACCCGCUGACUGUAAACAUGGAGGAGAGGAAGAAAGAAAGGAGAGUUAGGAGGUCAUCUGAAGCAGAGUCAGCACUGUAGAGCAGGGGUUCUACUAUGUUUUCAGGUGAAAUGUUUAAAACACAACUUAAGUGAGUCAGACCUACCUGAAUAAUCGCUGUGAGGCUCCAUGAAAGAGGACAGGUCUGAGGGUCAUCCAGAUGCUGAAGGACUGUCUGAUUAAUAGAAAUCUUUUCUGGGUUUCUGCCUACAGUCUUUUACAACCUCUAAGAGACUGAUCUGAAAAUACAACAUAGACAGCAGCACGAAGCAUGGUUUUGUCACAUUACAUCACCCUUGGUCAUCCAGCUGUCCCUCUGUCUCUUUCUCACCCUGCCUCUCUGUCCUCUGUGUCUCAGCUCUGGGCUCUCUGGACGUGGUCUCUGGUCCUGCAGUCAGUAUUCAGACUGAGUUAGCUUUGGAGCAGCUGAAGCAGAAACACAGCCAGGAGCUGCAGCAGCUGCACAUCCAGCUGGAAACACAGGUAACACACACACACACACACACACACACACACACACACACACACACACACACACACACACACACACACACACACACACACACACACACACACACACACACAUGUUUUAGGAAGUUACAAAACUCCAAACUGAACACAAAUUUACAUCCAACUAUCAAUAUUUUUAGUUUUAUAGGAUUAAUUUGUGUUUUCUAAAAUAUGUAUAUGUGAAAUACUUUUGUAUUUAGUUAAAUUUUGGAGGGUUUUAUAAUUCUAUUGAACUAAUUUCCUCAAAUAUUUGUUGCCAUUGACCUUCAGAGCCACUGCAGGACUCUCUACCUGUGCAUUCACUGUCCUCAGGUGACAUUAUUCAAAGUGUCUGAUUUGAUGGUCUAGUUGUUCUGACCUGCUGCUGUGGAGGAAGUGAGCUUCAGAUCUUAAUCACUGAAUGUAGUCAGCACACAGUUGACAAUGAUGAAUCCAUCCAUCAUACAGAAGCAGUCUUCGUUGUUGUGUGACCUUUGACCCAAGCAACCGAGUCCACACAGAGACCUUUAAACAGGAAACAUGAUCCUCUCUGCAGAGUCCACACACAGUGACAGUAUUUGAGUGUCUGAAAACUCAAACUUUUGAAACCGGGCUGUAGCUUCAAAUCUUCAAAUGACACCCCCUUUUCUGUUGCAAUGGAAACUAUCAACUUGCUUGAUGUCAUUGCCCCAACCACAUAUGCAUGUUAGUUUGCACAUGGUGUGUCCUGUGAGAUUUAGAGUUACAGUGCCAUCUACUGGUGUAGCAUGCAUACUGCGGCAUUGUUUUUGUGGAUCUGUGUACACGCUGACCAAGUUCACAAAGUUGUCACAUGAUCAGUUUUGGGAGUAAAUAUGUCAGAGUAUACAGAAUAUACAUCAUGUUACUGCUGCUAUGAAACUAAUCUGUUACAAUGUUACAUCUUCAUAAAUUUAGUCUUACUAAAGAAAAAGUCACAUUUUCAUCCCUAGUGACAGAAAAUUCUCAAAGCAUAUAGGCCAUUUUUGUCACCUGUCUACCUCCAUAGCUGUGUGCCAGCAGAAGCAGAAUACUGCAGGUGUUUCAGUGCACCUAUGUGGCUAGCUAACUUGAGUAGUGUUUGAGUAAGAUGAUGGAAAUAUUCCAUUAGUUAGUCAGUACUAAUGUUAAUCCCUCUCCUACCACUCCACCUUCCAGGUGAACUUCUACGAGCGCAGUCUGGAGAUGAUGAGACAGAGCAUGGAGGUGGAGCGUAAAGACAUUUCUCAGGCCUUCAAGGUAAAAACACCAACAAAGGGAACUUGAGUUAAAGGUGAUUAGCUGAGAUGAUUGUUUAUUUAGACAUGCAUUUACAUUUUGCACAGCAGGUUUUUCUGUUUAACAGUUAUGAAACUGAAUGUGUUUAAAUGUUACAGGAUACUGCAUUGCUGUAUUUUUGCCUAAGUCUGCUGUAGGCAUGAAUCAUAGUGAUGGUGUGUACAGUCAGGUGAGUUUUUUUAGGUCUGAUUGAUCCUGUGUGUGUCAGAUGGAGAUAAGUGAGCUGGAGGAGCAGAAAGUUCAGGUGGAGCAGCAAGUGAAGCAGCUGAAGGAGACGGUGGACAAAAUGCAGACUCAGAUCCAACAUGGAGGGGGAGGAGGGUGGAGCAGCGAACAGGACCGCAGGUGAGUGAGAAGACAGUCAGUGUGUAUUCCUAGCAGUUUCCUGUUUGGUUUUUCAGGUAACUCUUCCUAACAGGCCAUAAAGAGAGGUUACCUGAAAGGCUGGGCUUGUUUUAGUGCUGCAGACUCACAGUGUAUGCAGGUGCUAACAAAGACUUAUGGCAUCAGUCAACCUGUUGCCAAAAUUACAGCUAAAGGGUUAAGUUUUUGAUCAGCACUCACCUUCAAAUAGUUAAAUCAAACAGCUUAAUAAGUUUGCAUCUGAGCCAGCACUGUUGACCAUGUUUGGUUGUCUGCAUUUUCCCAGAAUGCAGCGGGAGCGAGCCGAGCUGGAGCAGAAUUAUGCGAGAGAGAUUGGUAACCUGGUCCAGAGACUGAGUUCAGAGAAGGACCAGCUGGAAGCUGAGCUGAAACUGAAGAUGGACCAGGAAGUGAUGCGGGUCAGGUGGGUGGUGAUCUCACAGCCUCCCCUGCUAUGCUUGUCUGUUUUAUAUUUACGGUAGCGAGAGUGUACAUGCACAUAUCACCUGCACCAGGGUUCCUGUACUCUUCAGUGUAUAUUAGAGGCUUUUAUGAGGAUGUCAGGUUUGUUUGUGUGUGUCUCUGAUGAUGGGAUUAAAAAUGUCUUGUCAAAUUAGAUAUGUUGCAGUGUGUUUAAAGUGUUAUUUUUGAAAUCUGAAAUCUCCAAAAUGAUACCUGUGAGAGAUCCAAGUCAGGACUGAAGUAUAAAAGUAGAGAAUAAAAAAACGUAAGCCAUCCUACCUUUGUGCAUGUCAGGGUUUGGUGGAUGUUGGGGUGUGGCAGAUUUUGGUAUGGACUUCUUGUCUCUUGUAGGAUGGUGGUACUUUAAACAAGAUACAACAAUAAGUUAGUUUGGACCGUACAUUCCUAGGUUACAGUUCCAUUUCUGUUGUAUGGCAAGAUUAAAUUUUAAAGCAGUCAAUUUUGUCCAGAGGGCAAAACAUGUUUCAUUAUUCCACUGCUUUCUGCCUUUAUACCAAAGUUGAGGUGGCUCAGGUUGUUCCCAGAGGAAGAGUUAUUCUUAGAAGGAAGUGUUUACGAUUAUGUUUCCAACCAAUCUUUAAAUUGGGGACUUCUUAUUGGUUUUAAGAUCGGGGUUCAAGAGACAUCUUUGUAUAGUCUAGGUAUAAAACAGGAGCCCACUAGAGCACAUUAUUCUACAUCAAACUAAAUGUUUAGCCACAGUCACCCACCAAACCCAUAUUAAACCUCUUACUUCUCCACUAGGUUCUUGGUAAAAUCACCUUUGGGGGCUGUUGUGUUGGAAAUUGCUUGGGGAUGCUGUAAAGCCAGUUUGCCACCUCCAUGCCAAAAACCACAAAAUCUUUCAAACUUUAAUCAGGCCUGAUGCAUUUGCUACGAUUGAUAAAUUUCAGAGCAAGUUUAGGUCUUCAGAAAGGCAAGCAAAGGAUAUAAAUACGAAUGAUCAUGACCAUGUCAGCAGAGCAUUCAGACUGUAACAGUCCCUCGCUGUAAUAAAGCUUUAAGAUGAGUUUAUGUAGCAGGUGUGAUGACUGUACGAGUAACACAGGUGGAUGAUUCUGAAGCUGUCCUCAUGUCCUCACUGUAACACAUCAUCAUUCAUACAUCAUGAACACUGUGAGCAGGGAGGACGCAGAGCAGCAGCUCUCUGACAUGAAGCUUCAGCAUGCAGACAUGCAGCAGUGCCUCCGUCACCAGCUCCACCAGGAGCGCCAGGAGCUGCAGAGGGAAAAACAGCUUGCACAAUCAGAGGAGGAGAAGCAACGACAUGAAAAGGAGCAGAUCAGGAUUCAUGCUUCUACACUUGAGCUUUCCUCGGAGAAGAUGCAUGAAGAGGAGAUCCGUCACCUCCAAAAGCAGCUUGACACUUUAGAGGCUGUCCUUCAGGACGCUCGGCUGCAGCUCAGCCGAUCAGAAGCCAGCUUAAAGGAGUUCAAGGACCGCUGUGGGCAGCUGGAAGCAAAUCUUGCCGCCUCUAGUGGGCGCUGUUCUGAGCUGGAGGCCAGACUAGAGGAGGCCUGCUCUCAGCUGGAGGAGAGCAUCAGCUUCCUGGAGUCUCAGGAGGAUCUGAACAGACGACUGGCUGAGGAGAAGAGCUGCGUGGAGGAGGAGCUGCAGCGUGUGAGGAGCAGCAAGGAGCAGCUCCUGCUCCAGGUGAGUGAGCAGAGAGAGGAGCUGGGACACCUGCAGGUUGCAGCUCACAGGAUCCAGCAGGACCGGCAGCUGGUGGUCGAUAACUGCAGUCAUCUAUCCAGCACCAUCGCCCAGCAGCAGGCCCAGCUUCAAGCCAGAGAACAGACCGUCAACGCUCUGAGGGCGGAGCUAGAGAACCUGCAGGACGCCAUGAGGAACAAAACAGAGUCUCUGUCCAGACUGUCAAACGAGCUGGACUCGCUGAGGACUGACAGGGACAAGCUAAUCCAAGACCUGAAGGACCAGGCCAUGGCUGUGGACAACCUGCAGCUGGAGCUGGACGGCGUCUCGGUGGAGUUGGAUAGGAAGAGGAGCAGUGAGGAGGCUCUGCAGGAGGCCCUGAAGCUGAAGCAGACCCACACCCUGCAGAUCCAGUCAAGUCUGGACGAGGAGAGGGAGGAGGUCUGCUGUCUGACUCAGGAGAAAGAGGGCUACACCCGACUGGCUGACCAGCUGUCCACACAGAUCGUCGAGAUGGAGGAGGAAAUCUCCACACUCAGAGACCACCUCAGGGACCUCAGCGCCCAACUCAACGAGACAGCAGACCUGGUCCUGGACCUCAGGAGACAGCUGAACUCUAAAAGCAGCGAGGUGGACCGGCUUGGGAUCGAGGUGGCGGAACGUGCUGGCCUCUUACAGCUCGCUAAGGCAUCCUCAGAGAAGGACCACCGUGAAAUCCAGCAGCUGACCAACCAACUGAAGGAGAAGAAAGGAGAGCUGGACCUGGUGGGACAGCAGGCCCUCGGACUACAGCAGGCCCUGCAAGAGCAGCAAGAGCAGCUGAGGGAAGCGGAGCAGGACUAUGAGCAGGAAAAGAGGAGGAUCAAACAGCAGCUGCUGGAGCUGGAGACGCUGGUCCUGGCCUUGGAAGAGGUGAUGGACCAGGCCAAUCCACGCAGGUUUGUGGAGCAUGAGACCGAGCUCAAAGAUCCAGACCCUGAUCUGAUCAAAUGAUGACUAACCUCCAUCUGCCGCCGAGCUUUAAACUUCGUCUCUGAAUGACUAAUCAUCAUUUUCCACAGGUAGACACUGUGACGAUGUUCAGUCAGUCCCCACAAUGCACUGCAGCCAGCCCACUCUGUGUGCCCGGCUUUAACUCUUCAGCUCAUCGCUAACCGAAUGACACAUGCAUGAAGAACUCUUCAUCCAUAACUCUGUCUGUGUGGUCCUGUCUGUCCUCCACACCUGUAAGCCUCUCUCUGUCCUCUCUGACUCUGAUAUGUUUCCUUUAAAGCUCCAAACAGAUCAGGCGAAGGUUAUUUCUGACGUCAGGAUCCAAACACUAGGACUCAGUCUGCCUCAAGUCAAGUCAAGUCAAGUUUAUUUAUAAAGCACAAUUAAGAAGACAGCAGUUAAACAAAGUGCUGUACAGAGGAUAAAUAAAAGAAGUAGGUAAAUAAAUAGAUAACAAUACAACAAUCUUUAUUAAAAACAGUGGAAUAAAAUACAGACAUUAAAAGAAUAAAAGCUACAGUACCUAUGAUUCAUGUGUGCUCAUCUAUCAAACACAAGGGAGAAAAGGUGGGUCUUUAAGGAUGAUUUAAAAGUCUCGAGGGUCUGUGAGGCUCUAAUAUGGCCAGGUAAACUGUUCUGGAGUCGAGGGGCGACUGCUGAGAAAGCCCUGUCACCUCUAGACUUGAGUCUGGUUUUGGGGACGCUCAAAAGCAACUGCCCAGAGGACCUUAAGGCUUUGGCUGAGGAGUGGUGAUACAGCUAACAAUAAAAUCAACUAAUAAGAAGAAUAAGACUCAAACCAGCAGACUGAAGGUAGAGGGAGAGUCCAGGUAAAAGGAAGAGGAGCAGCUUUUAAAAAUCAAAAUGUUUGUGGUUUUAGCUAAUAUUUGUGCAGAUAGAGACGGUUUGAUCAGUGAUAUAGAAAAAAUAAACAAGGGGUAUGAGCAGACAGCGAUCUGCUGUCAGGAUGGAAACAUGAAUCUGAAUCUGAUCUGAACAGAUGAACAAAAUUCAGUCUCAGACUGUUUGAAGCAGGCUGUAGCUUCCUGAUGCUGAGUGACCUAGCUAGGCCUCGCCUCCUUAUAGGAACAUUUGCCUGCAGUGUGUGAGCAGAUAUGAACCGGCUAAAUGUGGACAGACCCCCAUUUCAUUAGCCAGUAGAUGGUAAAGAUAAUAUCACUGACUGUACUGUCACCAAUAUUGAAAUUGCUGUUGUAAGAUUCAUUACAUUAUACCUUUUAUGUAUACUUCAGAUAUCCCGGUUUGCUUUUUGCUUUCUCUCUGUUGACCAAAAUUUCAACCCCUUCAAUUGUGGUAUGUGUCUAUAAUGAAACCCUUAAAAUGAUUUCUGAGGACCUCUUAGCAUGUCAAGAUGAAAGUAAUGAUCCAUACAUGGUUACCAUCCAAUUAACAAACGAUCAAGGACAAAACCACAGACCAGCUCCCAAACCGGCAGUCUAAAGUCUGUCACUCUCUCCCCUGAGACUGCUGAACUUCAGGUCUAUCCAGACUUAUGGACAUAGGACAGAGACCUGGCUGGUUAACUUAGUCCUGAUGUUUCCAAACUUGAUAAAGUCUCUGAAUGAAGCAGACACAGAUUUAAAUGAUCUCAGCUGAGUCGUCUAAUACAUAAAAACACCAAUCAGGUUUUUAGGCCCACACACCGUGAUUUAACCACAUAAAUCUCUGUGAACUUUGCUUGUUUGUCAAACAUUUAUUGACUCCUGAUUAUCAGUCAGCUGAUUGCAGUUGUGUGAUUCAGUAAAGUAUCCAUUCUUAGUGUGUAUAUGUUUGGGUUUGUGUGGGUUUCAGGGGUCAGUUGGAGGAGGUCCGCUUAGAGAAUGGAGUUCUGCAGGAGAGACUGAGUGUCCUGCAGCAAGAAGUUCAGAGCCUGGAGGAUGACGUCUCCAAAAAGAGGUGAGAACAGAGCUGUUCACCUGAGCUGCCUGUCUCUCUAGCCACCACUGUUUGUGUCAGUGAUGUGAAAUGUUGGUGUGCUGUCAGACACACAGGAGGAGCAGGUGUGUGUAUGUCUACUAAAGGUUUGUCCUCUUUCAGGAGAAGGCUGGAGGAGAUGGAGAAAGAGCACGAGAGAAGCAGAGAGGAGCAGGAGAGGCUGCACAAAGAGGUGAGACUCUCAGCUGUGCAGCUAAAUUAUAUAAACUCUGACCUUUGACCCCUGUGAGGAUGACUACACAUCUUCUCCCACUCCUUUUCCUGCCCCCUGCAGAACUCCCGGUACCGUGAGGAGGUUCUGGAUCUGAGCAGCAGAAACCUGCAGCUCAGCAACGACAACGCUGAGCUAAGUGCCCGUCUCUGUGGAGACCAGAAGUCUGUUCAGAUGCUUCAGGAGCGCCUAGUGACUGUCUCCAAGGAGGAGGAGGAGAAGGCAGCCACGGUGAGCACACAGAGAGAAGGGGGACUCUUUUAGAGUUAAAUGUUUCAGUGUUUCUGCUAAUCUUCAGACUCACCUUCAAGAUAGUCCAUGGUUCCUGUGGUUCCCCAUAGUUCGUGGAGCUCUGAGAGAGUUCCUGUGGACUGACAGACCUUUGGUUGUGGUUUCAGGUGCGGAGGUUACAGGAUGCGGCGGGGCAGCAGGAGAGGGAGAGGAUGCAGGAGCAGGUGGUGUGGACCCAGGAGAGACAGCAAAUGGAGAGAGACCUUCAGUCCUAUAGAGAGAAGGUGCUGUGAUUCAAUCAUCUGACCUGACACAAACACGCUAGGCAUGUUAACGGAAACUUUGGGACAAUUUCUCUCAACAGAACUGAGGAAAUCUAACUCAUUACAAACUCCUGUUUAACCCCUGUCACCUCUGAGCAGCUUGAAAACGUGUCCAAACACUUUUAAAGUCAGUUUACUAGCUUUUGGACAGUUUGAGCAACCGGUGAGCUAAAAAAUGAAUUACUGUGAGGGGAAGAGAAACUGCAUUUCCUCUAGUGUCCACUCAAGGCACUACAAACGUACAUUUAAGCAACGUCACAAUAGCAGUAACUAAGUGAUUGAAGUAAAAUAGAGACCUCCAGAAUCAAAGAAUCAAUCCAAUGCAGACAUGUAAAGGUGCAGUUCUUCUUUUGUCCACUAGAGGUCAUGUUUGGCAGUAAGUCAGUCCCCAUAGAACUUGAUGUUAAACUGUCUAUCUGACCUGCACCAGGUUUAAUGAUGGUUUUUUUUCUCCUUUUAUUCAGUUGGGGCGUCUGUCUGAGGUGGAGGCGGAGCUCAGCAACAUGACUCUGAAGCGCCAGUGGUUGGAGGACGACAAAAACAGACUGCAGAGAGAAGCAGAUGAGCGAAACAACAAGGUGCAGACUCAGACUGCAGAGAAGUUAAAACCCAAACAGAGUAACAACCAAACAGAGGGUCAGAACUAACUCAGUCUGUGUUAUCAGGUGGAGAAGCUGCAGCAAUCACUGCUCUCUGUGGAGUCGGAGGCGGAACGUCUGCGCUCUCAGCUCCAUGCUGUCAGUCAAGAGAAACUUGGCCACGCCCAGGGAGUGAGUGACCUUCAGAAGAAGCUGCAGGAUGCACAGAGAAAGGUCAGUUUCUAAAUCUGUGUUCACACUGAACAUUAGUAAAAGUAUUUGCUGGUUAAAACAGCGAGUGUCUGAACACCGGAACUCCAUACUGUGUCUGCACGAGUGCUCAGAGACUCAGACUUAUACAAGACAGGCAAGGUUUCCUUCACGUCAUGUCAGUAUGUUUAUAUCAGUCACAGUUGACUUUGAAUACAUUAUAAGGAUUUAUUGUCUGAUAAUCUGACCCCCUCACUCUCCCCUCUCCAGGUGAGCCUUUUGUUUAUACCUUUCUCAAUAUUGAAAACAAGUCGUAUAGCUCAGGGAAGCUGCAGUUUGUCCUCCAUAUACAAGUUAAUAAAUCUCCACCGCUUUGUGGCCGGAAGUCAGAUUUUCAACUCCACAAAUAAGCAAAUGAACAAAGUAUUGCAUCACACUGGGGCUUUCACCAACUCAAUAAAUCAAUGACUAGUCGGCUACUUAAGUGCUACCAAGUAAUUGGAAAUUCAAUCCCACAGUGAAUCUUGGCUCUUACCUGCAGCUAGAGUUGUUUUUCUUUCAAGAGCCUUGCUGCAGUUUUUCUGUUCCUGUAGAUCAAAUAUUAGUUUGAAUAUUCUGACGUCUCACUGUGGGACAAUUGAGCUGCUUGUGUAACAGAACACAGUUUUAUUGUGCACCAACACCAUUGUUUCUGCAUCUGUCUUACAGAGCAACAACUAAAAUUUAGAAAAAUGGUCAACAAGUUAGAAUAAGUAGUUGUGAAACUCCUACAAUACACUUAAUUUUGGCUGUUUGUGAUGAACAUUUGCACCAUUUAUGUUACCAACAGGAACUUGCAUCUUCUCUGGCCUUAACUUUGACUUAAUCUUAUUUGCAUCCUGUGUGAACGAAACAUCAGAUAUCCAAAUGCUGCAGAGAGCAGAGGAUGAGUUUUCUUUAAUUGUGAUUUGAAUGGUCACACAGUCAAAGUCUGUACCCCUGACCUCUGACCUCUGACCUCUCUGUUGCUCAGUCAGACUCGGUCAAACCUCCUGCUUUGAUCCCUGACCAUACAGCUGGUGUUUUGUGGUCUUUCAGAUGGAGGAGCUGGAGAGCAGCGUCAGGAGGCUGAUGAAGGAGAAGGAGGAGCUGAGUCAGGAUUUGGAGGAGCAGAAGGAGCAGACCUCCAUCAGUCUGCGUGAGGAGACCCACAAACUUAGAGUCCAGAACCAGGAGCUCCAACAAAAGGUACUUCCAGCCAGUAUGACUGUAAAUAUGAUCAAGAUCAGGGCCCGUGUCCACUGACACAGGGGGAUGGUUUUGGGUCUGCUCUCUCACCUGGUCUUGCUUAAUGUUUGAUCAGCUGGUGAGAAGUGCUCUGACAGAUAGGAGGUAGUCCUGCACGAAACCACAGUUAGCAGACACAGGUCUUAACUGACAGAGUUCAUGGAGACUGACUUGUUGCUGUUUGUCAGCUGUCUGAGCUGCAGGUUCAGGGUCUGGACGUCCACAAACUGACCCAGGAACAACAGAACUUGAAGACUAAGCUGAACCAGCUUGAGACGGCCCGAACACAGGCUGAGGACCAGGUCAGGAGAUCAACCAAGACUUCAGCCCACACAAUGAUCUGACACCAAACAUGGCAUCAGAGUUAAAAAAAUGUCUAAUGCUGUGUUCAGGUUUUGCGGGCCGACACGGCACUCAGUCUGGCCCAGGCGCAGCACCUGAGGCAGAUACAGGAGCUGCAGGAGCAGGUGGGGGCCGGCUGCAGAGAGCAGGCGGAGCUGCUGCAGGCUCGGCUGCAGGAGGAGCAGAGGAGGAAUCAGCAGCUGGAGGAGACACUGAGGCUGCAGAGCCAACAGAGCAGCUCGCAGAUCAUCAUGAAGCAGGUAGGAUGGGGAGGAAGGGUUUCACUCUUCCGCGGAGUUCUGUAGUCUGUCCUGCUCUUGAAUGAAACUUUAUCUCAUCAAGUGUUUCUGCAUCUGUGUUAUGUUCAGGAUCAAUACGAGAAGACGGUGUCAACCCUGCAGCAGAGGAUGGAGGAGCUGGAGACCAAACUGAAGGGAGUCCGGCUGGUCCUGCAGGAGAAGGUCCAGCAGCUCAAAGACCAGGUGAGUCCUCAAACAGGUCCUCACUCUUGUCAGCCAUCCUCUGAUCCUGAUGUGACUCGUUUAAUUCCUCCUGCAGAUGGCAAAGAACACAAAGUCGAGCAUGCUGCUGAAGAAUCUGUACAUGGAGAACUCCGAGCUGAUGAAGGCUCUGCAGGUCACAGAGAAGCGGCAGAAGAGUGCCGAGAAGAGGAACUCCCUGUUGGAGGAGAAAGUCCGCGCUCUGAACAAACUGCUGAGAGAAAUCGUCCCCGCCUCGCUCGCCACGUAGCUGCACAACCACGCAUCAAAAACCUCAGCCACAGCUGCUCCGAGAUCAGUUUCACUGAAGCAGCUUCAGCAGGGAGACAGACACAGUGCAGAUGAGCCUAGCUUAGCACAAAGACUGGCUACAGGAGGAGGCUGCUCUCAGACAUGUCAGACACUCUGUGAAGUUAGAGGUGUGACAGGUUUUUUUAGACCUCAGUCAACAAAGUGAGACCAAAUUAAGUCUGAAGGAAACACAAACUAAUGAUCUAAAGAUGAAUAAGAUAUUUAUACUCUAUAUUUAUACCCUAUACUGAUACUCUAUACGUCAAAAGACGGAAAAAAGAGACUUCAGUUUAACUUUAGGUGACUCUUUUGAAGAAGAGGGAAGAGUUUCAGAGUUGUAUUUGUAGAUUCUGUUCAGGUGUGAAUAAUUGAUAGAGAUAUCCAUGGAGUAUUGAUCAUAUUGACCUAUCACAACAUCCCUUUGUUUGUUCAACCAAUCAGGUAUCAGCAGGGAAAACAGUCUGUAUGGAGAGCAAAAGCAGGAGAGUCACAGUCCACAAUAAUGAAAUCCAUCUCCUAUCGUUGGUAAUCUGAGGAGGAUUUCCUUCUCUGUUUAAACAUCAGCUAACAAUCAGAUCUAGAUCAAACAUUUACACUGAGACACUAAUCUGACUGACGCUGAGUCACUAAAGACAAUCAGGGUUAAGAUUUCCUGUGUGUUUAACUACUCGCAGUGAUGCUAAGACUCACCACAAACAGAUGAACAGCAAGUCAGCAUGAGCACUGAUUAUGAAGGAUAAUUUAUUUUACACCUGGAAUUCAGCAGAAGGGGUGGGAUCAUGUAGCAGUUUAAGAUUAUACAGAUGUCAUGUUGUAAAUUAUUGAGUCUCUAAAUCAAAAUGGAUUUUAUAGUGUCUUGUUUUCAGUAUGUUUUAGCCUCUGGGGACUCUCUAGUUUCCUCUGCUAAGUGUUAAAGGUUUCAAUGAUGCCAAAGUUCAACCAUUAUGAACCUGAUUUCAGCGUUUUAAAGUAAAACCAUCACAGUGAAACUUGUGAUAAAACAGAGACCAGGUGAGAUAAAGGUGUGCAGCUGUAAUCUCAGGUGUGUCAAGGUGUGGGCGUGGCCUCUUACCUGAGUCAACAGCAGCCUUACCUGUAAUGACACUGUAUCGAGGUGAGGGUUUGUGUCUGUGCUCUUCCCUGAAGCUGCUUCACAUCAACUGAGAGAACCAGUCUAACCACACACACCCAUGCACGCGCACACACACACACACACACACAAACGGAGUCCUGUGGGACAGCACUGCUCUGAGUAUUUCACCAUGAGGGUAUUAUCAUUAUUAUUGUUAUUAUUGAUGUUUCUUUUCCUUGUUUAUUGAUGUCUUUAUGUCAAAGUGAGACUUUUAUUUUUGUGACUGCUGUCCAAUCACAACUUCAGAUUCCUGUGUCCUGUUCCAGUCUGUAGAUUGAGACCUGCUCUGAUCCUCCUUACCUGUCCAGGUCAAUCAAACCAAAUGACUCAGAUGGCUGUGGGGGGGUCACAGACUGAGCUGGCCGUGAGAUACUGUAUGAUGAAGAGCACAUUAAAUUAUGUUUUUAUCUCACA